Molecule: messenger RNA, 287 nt
Organism: Gracilinanus agilis (Agile Gracile Mouse Opossum)
Lineage: Eukaryota; Metazoa; Chordata; Mammalia; Didelphimorphia; Didelphidae
Product: calpastatin-like
Exons: 3
Cellular component (GO): cytoplasm
Molecular function (GO): calcium-dependent cysteine-type endopeptidase inhibitor activity
Source: RefSeq, a predicted model, not a curated record
AAAUGGGAGCUGAUGAAGCUAUCGAUUCCCUAUCAUCAGGCUUCACUUGUUCUACAGCUACAGGAAAGACAACGGAUAAAGAGAAAGCUUCAAAAGGAGAGGUUUUAAAAGCCCCGUCAACAAAACCAGUCAAAAGUGCUGCUCCUCCAGAAGAGAAGAAACGAAGGAUAGAAGGAAAGAUGUAUCCUCACUAUUCCAACCAAGGUGUAGAAGAUCUAAAUAUACUACUUUCCGACAGAGGACUCGGGUCUUUGCCACCUCCUCCUUCAAAAAAAAAUGUUGUUGAG